CAGCAGCUGCGGCAGCGAUAAUGACUUUUUCCAUAAUUACAAUAUAUCUCACUAGAAGAAAAGGUUCUUUUAGUGCUGUCAUAGCAAUGACCUUCAGGCUAAAGAAAUCACAGCAUGUUGGCAGGGUUAAAACAUUUAUGAUGGACUAUCAUUCUCUUACUCCACGACGUUAUUCAUAUUCAGAAAUCAAGAAAAUGACCAACUCAUUCGUCUAUACACUAGGCCAGGGAGGAUUUGGUAAUGUAUACAGAGGAAAGUUACCAGACGACGGUCAUCUUGUAGCUGUAAAAGUCCUAAAAGAGUCCAAAGGUGAUGGAGAAGAGUUCAUGAAUGAAGUUGCAAGCAUCAGUAGAACUUCCCACGUGAAUGUAGUUACCCUUUUGGGUUUCUGCUACGAGAGGAAUAAAAGAGCUUUGAUUUAUGAAUUCAUGCCCAAUGGAUCUUUAGAUAGGUUUAUAUCUGAUAAAGGAACCCCACUUACAAACUGUCGUUUAGAAUGGAAAAAAUUAUAUGAAAUUGCAGUUGGUAUUGCUAGAGGUCUGGAGUACUUGCAUAGAGGAUGUAACACUCGGAUUGUGCAUUUUGACAUAAAGCCUCACAACAUUCUUCUUGAUGAUGAAUUUUGUCCAAAGAUCUCUGAUUUUGGUCUCGCGAAGCUAUGCCAGAGCAAAGCAAGUAAGAUUUCGAUGAUAGGUGCAAGAGGGACUGUUGGUUACAUAGCACCUGAAGUAUUCUGCAGAUCUUUUGGAGGAGUAACUUACAAGUCUGAUGUGUAUAGUUAUGGAAUGAUGGUUCUUGAAAUGGUCGGACAAAGGAAAGACUUUGAUAUGGGAUCAUUGGAAACCAACGAGAUGUAUUUCCCAGAUUGGUUUUAUAUGUAUCUUGAACCAGGAAAGAUUUCAACACUUUGUGGAGGUACAACGGAAGAGGAAGAAGAGAUUGUUGAAAAGAUGAUCUUAGUUGGUUUGUGGUGCAUCCAAACCAUUCCAUCACAUAGACCAUCAAUGACAAAGGUGUUAGAGAUGUUUGAAGGCAGUCUUCAGUCUUUGCAAAUUCCACCGAGACCUUCCUUUUCUUCUCCUAGAAGAUCCGCUCAAGAGCACUCUUCCACUGUAUCAUCACUGCCUUGCGGGUCAUCGCAGGGAGAUGAGGUAAACAAAUUGCCUGCUGAUGGAAGUGACUUGUAACCGGAAACUGAAAACAUUUUGUCCAUGAUGUUAA
Populus nigra (black poplar) is the source of this 1221-nucleotide messenger RNA. Its product is annotated as PR5-like receptor kinase. NCBI's taxonomy places the organism in Eukaryota, Viridiplantae, Streptophyta, Magnoliopsida, Malpighiales, Salicaceae. The transcript has a single exon. Bases 21 to 1187 code for a protein of 388 amino acids. The record is from RefSeq and is a predicted model, not a curated record. Gene Ontology annotation, molecular function: ATP binding; protein kinase activity. Gene Ontology annotation, biological process: protein phosphorylation.